AUGGCAUCGAUAGAAACAAUCUUACAGGGCUCUCAAGACCUCCCAUUUCCAGCACCGACAAGGCAGGUGGCGGGCCUCGUCAAUGGAGUCAAGACGGACGUGAUGGUCAUGAACUUCAGCGAUAAGAUCAUGGUGACUAUCUCGCAAGAAGGGCGUCUUGCGCAUUGGCUACAUGUUCCCAUGGGGAACGACAACCCGGGGACCGACGGCAUGCAUACAUUCCCUGAGGAUAAAGAUGACAGUUUGUUGCCCCUCAGUGGAUUAACAGCAACGUCUAUUCUUGGUGGCCACGCCCCGGGGCAGGAUACAGUGGGGCAGCUGAUUGCGCGCCAAAUUGCCACUGCAAUUGCCAUGAAGUCUCCUUCCGAAAAGAGGUUGCUCGUGGUUGGCCUCGGCUUAGGGAGUACGGACGUCGACCGAGAUUCGUUCUUCGCGAUCAAUGACUUGAUUUUACAUUGCAUAUAG
Penicillium chermesinum is the source of this 465-nucleotide messenger RNA. RefSeq lists its product as uncharacterized. Bases 1 to 465 code for a protein of 154 amino acids. Lineage: Eukaryota; Fungi; Ascomycota; Eurotiomycetes; Eurotiales; Aspergillaceae. Gene Ontology annotation, biological process: proteasome assembly. The record is from RefSeq and is a predicted model, not a curated record. The transcript is spliced from 2 exons.